CUGGCAUUGACUGCAUCUGCUCUGCUCUGACCAUGGCGCCGGGAAUCAACGAGACAGCCCUCCCCGUCCACCCCCACCCACGGGACGAGGCCCCCGAAUACCCCCAACCCCUCCAAACCAGCGGGGCAUUGGACCAGUUCGAGUACGAAGAGACCACUCCGGUCAUCGGACGGGAGUAUCCGACUGUGAAUAUUGUGGAUGAUUUGUUGAACGCACCGAACGCGGACGAGCUGGUGCGCGAUCUGGCCAUCACCAUCUCCCAACGCGGCGUGGUCAUUUUCCGCGCGCAAAACAACCUAACCGAUGCCCUGCAAAAACACCUCAUCCAGCGCCUGGGCCAGCUAACCAACAAACCCCCCACCUCGACCCUCCACAUCCACCCGAUCCUCAACAACACGAGCGAGUUUGGGGUGGACGACGCGGAGAUCAGCACGAUCAGCUCGCUGGCGCGCAAGAAGCUGUUUGGACCCUCCCACCAACGCAACAAGCGCCGGUACGACGCCGCGCAAUGGCACUCGGACAUCCAAUUCGAGCCCGCCCCGGCGGAUUACACCUCCCUGCGACUGACCCAGCUGCCGCGCACGGGGGGCGAUACCCUCUGGGCGAGCGGGUAUGAGCUCUACGACCGAUUUUCGCCGGCUUACCGACGCUUCCUGGAGGGGUUGACGGCGACCUUCUCGGGCGACGGGUUCCUGCAAGCCGCCGCGCGGAAUCCCACAGAGGUGCGGAUCUAUGAGGAGCCCCGCGGGAGCCCGUUGAAUGUGGGCAGGGAGUUGACGGCGGUGCAUCCGGUGGUGCGCACGAAUCCGGUGACGGGGUGGAAGAGUGUGUUUGCAGUCGGGCCGUUUCCGAAGGUGAUUAAUGAGUUGACCGUGGAGGAGUCGGAGGAGUUGUUGGCCAAGUUCAAGAAGAUCGUGGCGGAGAGUCAUGAUUUGCAGGCCCGGCUGAAGUGGAAGAAUGAGAACGAUAUUGCGAUCUGGGAUAAUCGCAGUGUGUUUCAUACAGCGACGUUUGAUUAUGAGGGACUCGGGGAGCGGUUCGGCCAUCGUGCGGUGGGGAUUGGGGAGAAGCCGUUUUUGGAUCCGAAGAGUCGGUCGAGGACGGAGGUGUUGGAGGGGUUGUAAUUGGGGCUAUUGUUAGAGGGUGUUUGUGGUGGUGGAUCAGGCUGUCGCAUGAGUUGGCAAGCAUUGCGCAAUGAAUAUACAUCACUGGAGAGUCGUACGUCUAACAGAAAUGAUCAAUGUGGAUAUACAAGAGAG
Messenger RNA from Aspergillus saccharolyticus JOP 1030-1, 1259 nucleotides. Its product is annotated as TauD/TfdA dioxygenase family protein. Gene Ontology annotation, cellular component: cytoplasm. Gene Ontology annotation, molecular function: 2-oxoglutarate-dependent dioxygenase activity. The record is from RefSeq and is a predicted model, not a curated record. The coding region runs from base 33 to 1124 and encodes 363 amino acids. Lineage: Eukaryota; Fungi; Ascomycota; Eurotiomycetes; Eurotiales; Aspergillaceae. The transcript is spliced from 3 exons.